Molecule: messenger RNA, 3544 nt
Organism: Arabidopsis lyrata subsp. lyrata
Lineage: Eukaryota; Viridiplantae; Streptophyta; Magnoliopsida; Brassicales; Brassicaceae
Exons: 4
Coding region: 131-3517 (1128 amino acids)
Source: RefSeq, a predicted model, not a curated record
UCCGACGAAUUUCUGACAAAAUGUUAGUCGGAAAAGUUUUAUAUAUAUACUAGACAACGAAAGAAUCAUAGACACAAGAAAAAAGUUGAAAAAAAAAAAACAGAAACACAAAAAUAUCUUCGAAAAAAAAAUGUCUUCUCAUAAUAUUUAUAAAAUUAGAGAGUGGAUGUAUAAUCGAUUAGAUGAUGAGACCGGAGCUAUGAGGCAGGAGUACAAGGAAGGUUUAAUGGAAUUCAUGCAGUUUGCAUCUAAUCAAGAAAUGACGCGUAUCGAAGGUAUUAUGGCAUGUCCUUGUGUCAAAUGUUGUAAUGAUCAUUUUCUUGCAAAAGACAUUGUUUGGAAUCAUUUAUAUUGGGGAGGUUUUACACCGGGAUAUUAUAUAUGGUUUUCUCACGGGGAGGAUUUUAGAUCGGGUCCUAGUAGUAGUCGUGAAAGAAGAGAUGAAAACGUUAUAAUUAGCGAUGAGCAUAUUCACCAGGAAGAAGAUAAUGUAAUUGGAAGUGGUAGUGGUGAAUUUCAUGAUAACGUAGAAAAUACUAAUGUUGCGGAGGAACCCAACUUAGAAACACAGGGAUUUUUCGAUAUGUUAGAUGCUGCAAAUCAUCCGAUAUAUGCAGGAUGCAGAGAGGGUCAUUCUCCUUUAUCCGCCGCAACACGUAUGAUGAACAUCAAAACAGACUACAAUUUAAGUGAAGAUUGUGUUGAUGCGUGGGCUGAUUUUAUCCACGAUUAUCUACCGGAAGAUAAUUUAUCGCCAGUUUCAUACAACGCAAUCCAAAAAUUGGUAUCUGGGCUAGGUUUACCAUUCCAAAUGAUUGACGUGUGUAGAGAAAAUUGUAUGAUUUUUUGGGGAGAUAAUGUAAAUAUGUCUCAAUGUCGUUUCUGUGGUGCUGAAAGGUUUCAGGUUACUGGUGGGCGAAACAAAAUACCAUAUAAGCGUAUGUGGUAUUUGCCCUUGGCUGAUAGGUUGAAGAGGUUGUAUCAGUCAGAUCGGACAGCGGAGGGUAUGCGAUGGCACGCUGAACAUGAGUUCACCGGGGAGAUUUCACAUCCAUCGGAUGCAUCGGCCUGGAAACAUUUUUGUUCUACAUAUCCAGUCUUUGCUAAUGAACCAAGGAAUGUCUAUCUUGGUUUAUGCACGGAUGGAUUCAAUCCAUUUGGAAAGUCAGGUAGAAAAUAUUCUUUGUGGCCAGUAAUAGUCACCCCUUACAAUCUCCCACCUUCCCUUUGCAUGAAAAGAGAAUUUCUUUUCUUAACCAUUUUGAUUCCUGGUCCAAACCACCCUCGUCGUUCACUUGAUGUGUUCCUACAGCCGCUUAUAGAAGAGUUAAAAAUGUUAUGGUACCAAGGGGUUUGGGUAUAUGAUGUCUCCACAAAGACAAAUUUUAACAUGCGUGCUGUAUUGAUGUGGACUAUUAGUGACUUUCCCGCAUAUGGCAUGUUAUCGGGUUGGACAACUCAUGGAAGACUGUCGUGUCCAUAUUGUCAAGAUAAUACAGAUGCCUUCCAACUAAGACAUGGCCGGAAAUCAAGUUGGUUUGAUUGUCAUCGUCGUUUUCUAAGACGAAAUCAUCCAUAUCGUCGUAGUAAGACGUUGUUCCGCAAGAACAAGAGUAUCCGUGAUCCACCGCCACCUGAGUAUGAUGGUGAUUAUAUAUUGAAUCAAUUUCGUGAUUUUGAUGUUGACUGUACAUCAUCGGUAGGCGGUAAUGGCCAUGUCCGAAUUGAUGGAUAUGGAGAACAUCAUAAUUGGCAUAAAAAAAGUAUCUUCUGGGAGUUGCCGUACUGGACAAAUCAUCUACUCCGCCACUGUCUUGACGUUAUGCAUAUUGAGAAGAAUUUCUUUGACAAUAUAAUUAACACCAUUUUAAAUGUCCCGGGUAAGACUAAAGAUAAUGUCAAAUCCAGAAUGGAUUUACCCGAUAUUUGUGCGCGCGAGGAUCUCCAUUUGCUUGCAGACGGAGUAGGUCCUAUUCCUAUAUGGAGAUUAGAUGCAAGCAAGAAGACCAAGUUUUUUCAGUGGAUAAUUGAUGAUGUUAAAUUUCCUGAUGGCUAUGCAUCAAAUCUAUCAUAUUGUGUUGAUGAUCACAGUGGUAGAUUAGCUGGGAUGAAAAGUCAUGACUGUCACGUCUUCAUGCAGCGUUUACUACCAUUUGCGUUUACACAACUCCUACCAAAUGUUGUCCAUGAAGCAAUUGCAGGGAUAGGUGCAUUUUUUAGAGAUUUGUGUUCAAGAUCUCUAACAGUCGAAGGACUACAUACACUUGAAGAUAAUAUCCCGAUUAUCAUUUGCAAUUUGGAGAAAUUAUUUCCCCCAUCAUUCUUUGAUGUCAUGGAGCACUUGCCUAUCCAUCUACCUCGUGAAGCAGCACUAGGCGGUCCAGUUCAGUACCGGUGGAUGUAUCCUUUUGAGCGUUAUAUGUUCCAUUUGAAGAAAAAAGUAAAAAAUCUUAGCAAAGUUGAGGGAUCAAUAGUAGCUCAAAGCAUAAACGAGGAGACUUCUCAUUUUUCGGCCUACUAUUUUGCUCCAAAUGUCCAAACAAAAGCAAGAAAACCAGGUAGGUACGAUGAUGGGGGUGUGCGGCCUUUUUACCAUACAUCUGUCCCAGAUAUCUUUUCUCAAAUCGGGAGACUGAGUGGGAAGAAAAGAGAAGUAUGGUUUACAGAUCAAGAAUUUAAUCACAUUCAUACUUACAUACUCCGGAACUGUGACGAUGUCAUACCAUUCGAGAAGAUCUUUGAUGAUCAAGUGUCUGGAGCGUAUCCAAACAUGACAGAGGCUCGAAAAGAGGAAAUGAAGCAGACACAAUAUGCUAAUUGGUUAAAAUAUUAUAUCAAAUCAGCCGCAAGUAGGCAGGAACACUAUCCAACAUGGUUUGAAGAGUUGGUUGGAGGUCCUCUAUCAAGGGCAAUGGCAUACCCGAUGUAUUGCACUCGAGGCUACGUUUUCAUAAAACGUCCAGGGAUUACUAACAGAAAAACAGUGAAUUAUGGGGUCGUUGUUCGUACAGAUUCGAUAGACUACUAUGGUGAAAUUACUGAUAUAUUAGAGGUUGAAUAUCCGGGAGUCAUAAAUUUGAAAUGUAUACUCUUCAAGUGUGACUGGUAUGAUCCUAGAGUUGGAAGAGGUGUUAGACUUACAAAGUAUGGUGUCACAGAGAUCAACUCGACUAAGCAGUUAAGAAAGUACGAUCCGUUUAUACUUGCAUCUCAGGCAGCACAGGUUUGCUACAUACCAUAUCCACAAGUAGGUGUUCGACAAUAUCCAUGGAUUACGGCUCAUCAAAUAAAUCCAAGAAGCAGAGUUGAUGGGGUGAAAGAAAAGGAACCGCUACAACAAAUUGCAGUAAACGAAAUUACGCAAGUAGAUCAAUCUGUCGGUGACAUUCCCCUCGUUGAUAUUGAGAACAUAGAACUCGAAGAGAUAUGGGAAAAUGCGGAAGACGAAGAGGAUGGAGAAGAGUUUGAAGAUCAAAAUGAUUCUGCUAGUUCAGAUUAUUCUUCCGAUUCUGAGUAAAUCAAAUAUAUCGUCUUUAGUUUUAUA